Molecule: messenger RNA, 3329 nt
Organism: Bemisia tabaci
Lineage: Eukaryota; Metazoa; Arthropoda; Insecta; Hemiptera; Aleyrodidae
Product: probable serine hydrolase
Cellular component (GO): membrane
Source: RefSeq, a predicted model, not a curated record
CAGUUCAGUUUCAAUUUUUGACUGCCGCCGAUAAGGUUUUUUAAUUUUUACUUGAUCCUUGGCAGUUUAGUUAAUGUUAGUUAAUUAUGCUAUUGUGACGUUUUUAUCGUCAAUUCAUCAACUACUCACAAUGAAUGGCGAUUGACUGGUUUUAAGCAUAUUUCAGUUAUAGAGACACUAACAGCUUAUUCAUCUUGAGAGUUGGCUGCUUCUCUAAUCGCUUCAUUCUCUUGGAAGUUACUCAGUUUUAAUUCAAAUCUCGUUCCUCAUCCAUGACUGCUGUGUGCACAAAAGUGACUAAAUUCCCUCUGGCCGAACAAAUCUUUUCAGUUCCUGCAGAAACUUAUUAUUGUGAUAUAUCAUGAGCAACAACAGAGAAUUUGCUGAAUUUCAGAUUGACGUUCCAUGGGGCCACAUCAGUGGCAAAUGGUGGGGUCCUAAAGUGUUUAAUUCUGUCCUCUGUUCUAAGGGAGUUGCCUACUACCGCUACUGGGAUGGCCUCAUACAUAUUCGAAGAAUUGUCCAGCAUUUCAAUUGGAAAAAAAUUACCAUUCUUGGUCAUUCAAUGGGAGCUGGGAUAGGAUUUCUCUAUGCCAGUUGCUACCCAGAUGACGUAGAAGCUCUUAUUUCUUUGGACGCUGCUGGUCCUCGAAUUGAUCCACCAUCAACUCAUGCUCAGAGCACUCAUGAUUAUGUAGAAAAAUUUUUAAAGUAUGAGAAACUUAAUGAAAAUAACAUGCCAUCUUAUACCUACAAUGAAAUGAUCGAUCUUGUGGAGGAUGCGUAUGCUGGAUCCAUGACAAGAGAAGCUUGCAAAAUAAUGAUGAAACGUGGAAUGCGCCGAAACCCACAAAAUCCUCAUCUAUAUCAUUUUACACGGGAUGUCCGUCUGAAAGUCUCAAACAUUGGCCUGCCCUCAAUAGAUGUUGUUCUGGAAUUUGCCAAAAAAGUGAAGUGUCGCUAUUUAAAUGUGAAAGCUGUACCAGGAGGAAAGUCUGCGGAAAAGGAAAAGAUCUACAAUCAAAUAAUGGAGGUGCUGAGAGAAAGUUCCAGAGAUUUUUGUUGUGUCGAGGUAGAGGGGGCACAUCAUGUUCAUUUGAAUAAUGCUUCACUAGUCGCACCUCAUGUUGUGGCAUUUUUGGCAUUAUAGCAAACCCUUUUAUAUUGAUAUUUUUUGGUGUAACAAAAUCAGCUUUAAAAUUCUGAUUACAAAGAGAGACUUUACUUCUUGCGUUUUACAUGAAUAUCUGUUAAGUUCUAUGAUUUUUAAUUAUGAUUAUAGUUUUUAAGAUCAAGCAGCAUCUCUAGUUCAUGCGUUGAUACGGAGACAAAUUGUACUGAGCAAGUCAACUUUCACGCCUUUUGUAAGGUCUACCUCUGCUAAAAGAGCGAAUACACAACAUUUGGAACAUUUACUUUGAAGCUCAUGGUUAAAAUAUAAAAACUAAUAUCUCAAUUUGUAGUAUCAGGCAUGAGAUCUCAUUAUUGUCAGCUUUUUAAAUUGAAGACUACGUUUUCACAUUAUUUCAUAGAAACAGUUUUGACUUUUCUCCUUCAAAAGAUGUAUAAAAAAGAACUGACGAUUUAAAAACGCUGCAGUUGAGAUUCGUGUAUUUAGCGUUCAGCCAUAAUUAUUAGAUCAGACUUUCUUAUUAUAUUUAUGUAAUUUUACCAAUACUAAUUUUUCAGCUAGAGGUGUGAUUUUGUUUGUCUGAGGAAGAUCAUCAUUCUGUGAUAAUAUUUUUGUUCUUACAUGUUAUUAUAAUAAUUACUUUUUAUUAUUAGUCUCAAAAUAAGGGUGCGUUGAUUGAUUCAUUCUUUUUCUUAUUUUUUAAACAUACUUAGGCACCAUUGUCUCAAAAUAAGGGUGCGUUGAUUGAUUCAUUCUUUUUCUUAUUUUUUAAACAUACUUAGGCACCAUUGUACACUCAUUUUCAUCUUUCUUCAUAAUUUCUACAGUAGCAACCAUUACUGUUCAGAUCUCUACUAAGUAAAUGCCCAAUGGUUCGAGUUUUCAUAUUUCCAAUUCCUAAUUAUUUUUCUAAAAUGUAACCAACCACACGAGGAGGUGCCUCAGUGCAAAGGGACUUUCAUAGGAUAGUAAUUUUUUUAAGUCGGGCAAGAAAAUCAGAAUCUGCAUUUUGUCGGGAAACUUGUAUUUUCUAGAUCCCAAAGAGAAUGUUACAUAUUGUUACAUGGUUACAGAAGGCGUCCAACAUUCUUGCGCUCUGUGCAUGAUAGACUAAAAUUUGAAACAGAGGUUCCCUAAAAUUACUUGUCUUGAAAGGAAAACUCGAGUUGCCAUGUGUGUGUUUGGUGUACCUAAAUAUUGGUAAUUCAAUCCUCUGAGAAAUUCACGGAUUUUACAGGAACCAGCCUAAUUGCAUUUCAUUUGGCCUAAUUUUCUCGCAUGGUUUAUUUUUUUAACACAGAGCUAAAAUAUUAAACGCCAUUGAACUCUCCGUGAAUUUACCUACGAUAGAUUAUGAAUAAUACUCUCACAAAAUUUCAAGUUUCAGUGAUGCUUGGUUUUAUAUUUAUAAAAUAAAAUGAAACAUCCGAGAAAAUUGGGCAAUGUCUGAUGUAGUUAGGUUAAUUUCAGUUGAAUGUGUCCAAAAAACUCAGAUGAUAUCUUAAUUUCAAGUUUUUCAGCACUAAAAUCUCUUUUCCAUGGACAGUUGAGUAUUUUAUGCUAUAAAUAUUUUUCUUCAGUGAUAUCUCAGCCUGAUAUAGGUGAGAGGAGUUUGGAAAAGGGUUAAUUUUAUUUCAUUAAAUAACACGGGUAUGAUUAUGGGUUUCUUUCAUGUUUUGGAUUUUUACAAAUCCUGAAAUUAUUUUUUCCAGUCUGUAGACUUUUUGUUUUUGCUGUUGAGGGAAAAUAUUUAGAGAAAAAGAAAUACUGAUGAUGAAAUAUAUUUAUUCUUUUUUCACAAUUUAUAUUUACUUACCUAUUUUUUCUAACUUUGCCCUACUUGCUCUUGCAUAAUGUAUACAUAUGUAUACCUUUAGCUCUCGGACCAAUCUUGUACUAACUGUUUUUUCAUAAGAGUGAAAACUUAUUUCAGGAAGGAUAGAAAAAUGACCUAGAUCUUGUCAUCAUAGACUAUUUUCAUGAGAUUUAUCUCAGGGAAAAAUCUCACUUGCAACGUUUGGAAAAAUAUUGACUAACUCAAUAUUAAUCGCAGUACUUAGUAUGGUCAUUGUAAUCCUUGAAGAGAAACAAGACCAACUGAGAAAUGAAGAAGUAGAAGUGAAAGCAAAGUGUAUGAUAUUUUGUUGUUCACUUGAUUGUUCAUGUUUGUUUAAUUUAAAUCAUUUAUUGAAUUGUU